Molecule: messenger RNA, 2413 nt
Organism: Drosophila willistoni
Lineage: Eukaryota; Metazoa; Arthropoda; Insecta; Diptera; Drosophilidae
Gene: wap
Product: DDB1- and CUL4-associated factor 7
Exons: 7
Coding region: 417-1448 (343 amino acids)
Cellular component (GO): nucleus
Molecular function (GO): protein binding
Source: RefSeq, a predicted model, not a curated record
CGUAAUCGAUAGAGUAUAUACAUGUUAAGUGAAAAAUUUCUUGCCGAGUAUACUUGAAGUUUCUACUUUGGGCUAAAACGUUGUAAAUUACAUUAAAUCGAACGUAAACCAAGCCAAAAUUUAACCGGAGAAAGGCAAAGCUGGGCAACACUGCAGCAGCAGCAGCCGCCGCCGCCGCCGCCGUCACCGUCAUACAAAAUGAAUAAACAAAAGUUGGUUUUUUGUUAAUUUUCUUCUAACGUUUUUUGAUUCGUGUCGUCAUCGCCCAUCGUCAUUGCCGUUGCCGUCUGCUGCCUGCCGUCUCCAAACACCCCCAACCCACCACCAACAUUAACAACAGUGUGUGUCUCUCUGUGUGUGCGUGUGUGAACACUUUUUUUUAAGGUUACCAUCAUUAUCCAUCUUAAAGUUCAGUUAUGUCUUCAACUGCCGGUAAACGCAAGGAGAUCUACAAAUAUCUCGCACCAUGGCCCCUCUACUCCAUGAACUGGAGCGUGAGGCCGGACAAGAGGUUUCGCCUCGCUCUUGGCAGCUUCAUCGAAGAGUAUAAUAAUAAAGUUCAAAUCAUUAGUCUGGACGAAGAGAGCAGCGAAUUUAGUGCUAAAAGCACCUUUGACCAUCCAUAUCCAACAACAAAAAUCAUGUGGAUACCCGAUUCAAAGGGCAUCUAUCCGGAUCUAUUGGCUACAAGUGGUGAUUAUUUACGUGUUUGGCGUGCCGGUGAGCCGGACACACGACUCGAAUGCGUUUUAAAUAACAAUAAGAAUAGUGAUUUUUGUGCACCAUUAACAUCAUUCGAUUGGAAUGAAGUGGAUCCAAAUUUGGUGGGCACUUCAUCAAUCGAUACAACAUGCACCAUUUGGGGCCUAGAAACGGGACAGCCCCAUGCCCGUGUCUAUGUGGCGGGUCAUGUUAAAACACAAUUAAUUGCCCACGAUAAAGAAGUCUAUGAUAUAGCUUUCUCACGUGCCGGCGGUGGACGGGAUAUGUUCGCCUCGGUGGGUGCUGAUGGAUCGGUACGAAUGUUUGAUCUAAGGCAUUUAGAGCAUUCUACAAUUAUCUAUGAGGAUCCUGCUCAUACGGCAUUGUUGCGUUUGGCCUGGAACAAACAAGAUCCAAAUUAUUUAGCCACUGUUGCCAUGGACUCAUGCGAAGUUAUUAUUUUAGAUGUUCGUGUUCCGUGUACACCUGUUGCAAGACUGAGCAAUCAUAGGGCGUGCGUCAACGGUAUUGCGUGGGCGCCGCAUAGUUCCUGUCACAUCUGCACUGCCGGUGAUGAUCACCAAGCACUGAUCUGGGAUAUUCAACAAAUGCCGCGCGCAAUCGAGGAUCCAAUUUUAGCCUAUACAGCUGCCGAGGGCGAAGUCAAUCAAAUACAAUGGGGUGCUACACAACCCGAUUGGAUAGCUAUAUGCUAUAAUAAAGCAUGCGAAAUAUUAAGGGUCUAAAUCGUAGAAAUGCACAAAAAGGAUAUGUCAAUUUGUCCACAACCUUUUUGUAAAACUAGUAGAGGCCCAAUUCAAGCCAAACCCAAAACCCCCACUACCACCAUUGCUCUUUGCUAAAUUGGUCAACAACAAAUGAAAAUGCUGAAACAACGCACAGUCAACAAAAUCAAGAAACACCAUGAAAAACAUCGUCUUCAUCUUGUUGUCUCUGUUGUCUAGUGUAAUUCAUAAUUUAUUUAUUAGAAUUUACAUUUGAAACCUGUUGAAUCUGUGGUGGCUGAGGAGAGUUAGAUCUUCUGCCUAGUUUAGAACUUGGCGCCCAAUGCGAGGCCACCACCACAAGUUACCACAAAAGCAUAAGUGAAAGCGAAACAGCGCAAUUCCUUCAUUUAGCCCUCUGUUUAGUUCGAAUCUAUUAUAUAUAUAUUUGUAUAUAUUCAUAUAUUUAUACAAUUGUUGCCACAAUGUUAGCACAUUACGUUUUUUUGAUAUUGAUUUUUCUUCUUUUUUUUAUUGUUGCUCAACAAAUUUUACAAGAAACUUUUUUAGGUGAGCAAGGAAAUCCUUGAAAGUGCAAAUAACUCGUAACUUUUAGUUGAAAAUCAAGUUGUAUCACCAGCAAUAUAUACUUUUACAAGUAAAGAAGCAAUAAUUUAUAGUAUUUUCCAAAUUUGAGCAAUCUCAGCCAACAUUUUAAGGAACAAGAAACUGUGUUAAAUUUUUUUAUUAUUAUUAUUUUUUAACACAUUCAACUUGUUGUUGAACGGCAAGCCAAACCAAAAUUCUAACCAAAAUCGUAAAGUGCUUACUUCGUGGCGACAUUUGUAGUGUAUAUAUACAUAUACAAAUAUAUAUAUAUAUAUAAAUAUAUAUAUAUGUGUAUUUUUAGAACAUCUUAGCUUAGGUUCGUACAUAUAUGUAUAAUGACAUAAAUCUUAAGGUAUAACCAAAAUCUGUAUUUCUAA